Phyllostomus hastatus (greater spear-nosed bat) is the source of this 1330-nucleotide messenger RNA. RefSeq names its product estrogen receptor binding site associated antigen 9 (gene EBAG9). The record is from RefSeq and is a predicted model, not a curated record. Gene Ontology annotation, cellular component: secretory granule. The transcript has 7 exons. The coding region runs from base 77 to 718 and encodes 213 amino acids. NCBI's taxonomy places the organism in Eukaryota, Metazoa, Chordata, Mammalia, Chiroptera, Phyllostomidae.
GAAACGUCUUGUCAGUUGCCUCCCAUAUGCACCGAGACUGGGGAUUGGACUUGCAACCUAGGUUUUGCUUCCCACCAUGGCUAUCACACAGUUUCGGUUAUUCAAAGUUUGUACCUGCUUAGCAACAAUAUUCUCAUUCCUCAAGAGAUUAAUAUGCAGGUCUGGCAGAGGACGGAAAUUAAGUGGAGACCAGAUAACUUUGCCAACUACAGUGGAUUAUUCAUCAGUUCCAAAACAGACAGAUGUCGAAGAGUGGACUUCCUGGGAUGAAGAUGCGCCCACAAGUGUAAAGAUUGAAGGAGGGAACGGGAAUGUGGCAACACAGCAGAAUUCUUUGGAACAACUGGAACCUGACUAUUUUAAGGACAUGACACCAACUAUAAGGAAAACUCAGAAAAUCAUUGUUAAGAAGAGAGAACCAGUAAAUUUUGGCAUCCCAGACGGCAGCACAGGAUUCUCUAGUAGAUUAGCAGCCACACAGGACAUGCCUUUCAUUCAUCAGUCACCUGAAUUAGGUGACUUAGAUACCUGGCAGGAAAAUACCAAUGCUUGGGAAGAAGAAGCAGAUGCAGCCUGGCAGGCGGAAGAAGUCCUGAGGCAGCAGAAGAUAGCAGAUAGAGAAAAGAGAGCUGCAGAACAGCAAAGAAAGAAAAUGGAAAAGGAAGCACAGCGGCUAAUGAAGAAGGAACAAAACAAAAUUGGUGUGAAACUCUCAUAACAAAUGUCCUUCAAAUGUCAUAGUGCCAGUAGGAGAAAUUUGUGACCCACGACCCAAGCAACAUUUGUAUGGCUCUAAGAGCGUUUUCAGAAUACAAACACACUGCUUGAUUUCAGUGCAUUCAUCAGGCCAUUCAGGACACCGGGAUUCUGUCACAGUACUUUGAACUUUAGUGAUUGAGGCUCAGAAGCGUGGAAAAGACUUACGAGACAAUAUUUUCUUCAACAUGCUCCAAUAGAAGACAAUUGUGUGCCGUAGAGAAGCUAUCACAAAUGGAACAUACCAGUACCUCUUCAAGCUAGUGUUUCUAGCUGAAUAAAUGGGUGUAAAUAAUUUUAUGGUGGGAAAGAACUCUGCUGUCUAUAAUGCUUUCCUUCAAUGUGCAUAAUGAUAAAAUAAAUAAUUUUAAGUAUUUCGUUUCCAUGACUCCCCACCCUCCAUCAGACAGAGCUGCAGGGCUUUAACUUUCUUAUCGUUGCCGGAAGCUGGUGUUGGCGUACGUUUCCUCUCGUUUGAACUGUUACUGUUUGUAUUCGGUACAGCAUCAAAGAAUUCACUGAUUUUGGUUUUCAAAUAAAAUGACAUUAAAUGCAAUAAUUUUAUUUAUCAUAA